AUGACUUCCACUACCGUCACCGCUGCCUUGACUAUUGCCGAGCAAGAUAUUUUUGCCACCUCUGCCGAGUGGGAUACCCACGACACCACCGAGUCGACUCGCAUGUCGUCUCGAAUCUCUGAACCCUCUGACAAGUCCAACUCCUCGUCUGAUGCCUGGAAGCAACAGCAAACCGAGUCCGAGUCCCAGUCGGGUGCCGAUGCCGAGUAUGAUAUCAGCCAUGAUCGUCAGUUCCAAAAGUUCUUGCGUCGUUUCGGUGGGAACCGCAAGUCGCGUUCUUAA
Linnemannia hyalina is the source of this 282-nucleotide messenger RNA. NCBI's taxonomy places the organism in Eukaryota, Fungi, Mortierellomycota, Mortierellomycetes, Mortierellales, Mortierellaceae. The record is from the annotation of a GenBank genome assembly.